AUGAAAUCUUUUGGGUUUAUUCUUCUGUCUCUCUUGUCGUUUUCAAAUCUCAUUGAAGCUAAUCUCUCCUUUGAUUAUUACACAAAAACAUGCCCUGAAUUCGAGCAAACACUCGUCCAAAUCGUCACCGAGAAACAAAUCGCAGCUCCGACGACAGCCGCCGGAACACUCCGUCUCUUUUUCCACGAUUGUAUGGUCGACGGUUGCGACGCUUCGAUUCUCGUCGCUUCUACUCCUCGUAAAACCUCCGAACGCGACGCCGACAUCAACCGUUCUCUCCCCGGAGACGCGUUCGAUCUAAUCACAAGGAUCAAAACCGCCGUGGAACUCAAAUGCCCUAAUGUCGUUUCCUGCUCGGACAUCCUCGUCGGAGCAACGCGUAGCCUCGUCACUAUGGUCGGAGGUCCGAGAAUCAAUGUUAAAUUCGGUCGGAAAGAUAGUCUUGUCUCGGUGAUGGAUCGUGUUGAAGGAAAGCUAGCUCGGCCUAAUAUGACUAUGGAUCACAUCGUUUCGAUUUUCGAAUCUGCUGGUUUGAAUGUCCAAGAGAUGGUGGCUCUCGUUGGUGCACACACGAUCGGUUUCUCUCACUGCAAAGAGUUCGCGAGUCGGAUCUUCAACAACUCUGCUUCUCCGGAGGGGAUGAAUCCUAAGUACGCGGCGGAGCUGAGGAAGCUUUGCGCGAACUACACGACGGACGAAGAAAUGUCGGCGUUUAAUGAUGUUUUUACCCCUGGGAAAUUCGACAACAUGUAUUACAAGAAUCUCAAGCAUGGUUACGGGUUGCUUGAGUCGGAUCAAGCGAUUGCGUUUGACAGCAGGACGGGACCGCUGGUUGAUCUAUACGCGGCCAACGAAACGGCGUUUUUCGAAGCGUUUGCCAAGGCGAUGGAGAAAGUUAGCGAGCAGAAGAUGAAGACGGAGAAGCUUGGUGACGUUCGAAGGCGGUGUGAUCAGUACAAUGACUACAAGGGGUAA
Messenger RNA from Arabis nemorensis, 975 nucleotides. Lineage: Eukaryota; Viridiplantae; Streptophyta; Magnoliopsida; Brassicales; Brassicaceae. The record is from the annotation of a GenBank genome assembly.